UUCGGGCGGGCGCUGCGCUGCGGUGCGGCGGGGGGAGCGGACGUGACAGGCGGAGGGCGAUGGUGGUUCCCCGGGGACAGGAGCAUCGGGCCCCGCAGGAGGUUGAAACAAGGGAAGAUGAGGAACAAAACAUCAAGCUGACGGAAAUUUUGGAACUGUUGGUGGCUGCUGGGUAUUUCCGAGCAAGAAUCAAAGGGUUAUCACCCUUUGACAAGGUUGUAGGCGGUAUGACGUGGUGCAUCACUACCUGCAACUUUGAUAUCGAUGUUGAUUUAUUGUUUCAGGAGAACUCUACUAUUGGUCAGAAAAUUGCCUUAACUGAAAAAAUUGUGUCAGUAUUACCAAAAAUGAAGUGUCCUCAUCGUUUGGAACCGCAUCAGAUCCAGGGUCUGGAUUUCAUUCAUAUAUUUCCUGUUGUACAGUGGCUGGUGAAACGUGCAAUAGAAACAAGGGAAGAAAUGGGGGACUAUAUCCGUUCUUACUCUAUAUCACAGUUUCAAAAAACUCAUAGACUUCCAGAGGAUGAUGAAUUUAUGCAAAGAAAAGAGAAGGCUAUCAAAACAGUUACUGAUAUCUUUGAGGUUUACAAACCCCAGAGAAAAUACAAACGUCAGAAGGGAGCUGAAGAACUGGUAGAUGAGGAAUCAAAGGUUCACGCUACGCUUCUUGAAUAUGGCAGGAGGUAUGGAUUUAGCAGACAAGCAGGAAAAACAGAACAGACUGAAGAUAAGAAAAUUAUGCUACCCUCAGGGCUUGCAGCAACAGGAAAAGCUGAGCCUUGUGAUGAAGAUGACCUUCGGGCAGCUGAAGAGCUUCGCAUUAAAACUCUGAUGACUGGAAUGGCUGCAAUGGCAACAGAAGAGGGCAAGUUGACAGCAAGCACAGUAGGACAGAUAGUUGGACUCCAGUCGGAUGAGAUCAAGCAAAUAGUGUCAGAAUAUGCUGAAAAGCAGUCUGAGCUUUCUGCUGAGGAGCGACCAGAAAGGCUUGGAGCUGCUCAGCAACACAGAAGGAAGGUGGCAUCCCUGAAUAAGCAGAUUUUGCAGAAAACCAAACUCCUGGAAGAGCUGCAAGCUAAAUGUGCUGAUCUACAGGCAAAAUGUACUGAAGCAAAAAAGACAUUAAGUGAGGUCAAGAGUUACAGUGAAAAGCUGGACAAAGAACUAGCAGCCUUAGAAACAAUAGAAUCCCAAGCAGAUUCCAGUGUGUUACAGAAUCUGCGAACUCUGGUAGCCAUGAAUGAAAACCUCAAAAGCCAGGAGCAAGAAUUUAAAGCACACUGUAGGGAAGAAAUGGAGCGGCUUCAACAAGAUAUUGAGAAUUUGAAAGCUGAGGCAGCAGAAAAUGGGGAGGAAGAGGAGCCGAAUAAGCUCAUAGACCAGCAAUACAAAACUGAGAAAGAAAAACUUCAGAAGAUACGGCUAUUGUUGGCACGAAGAAACAGAGAAAUAGCGAUUUUACAGCGCAAGAUUGAUGAAGUACCCAGCCGAGCAGAGCUAACACAGUAUCAGAAGAGAUUUAUUGAACUAUACAGUCAGGUCUCAGCAACUCACAAAGAAACAAAGCAGUUCUUUACUCUUUAUAAUACACUGGAUGAUAAAAAAGUAUAUUUGGAAAAGGAGGUCAAUUUACUGAAUUCUAUCCAUGACAACUUUCAUCAAGCAAUGGCAUCUUCUGGUUCUCGUGAGCAGUUCUUACGACAGAUGGAGCAGAUUGUGGAAGGCAUCAAACAGAAUCGAAUGAAGAUGGAAAAGAAGAAGCAAGAAAAUAAAAUGCGAAGAGAUCAGUUGAAUGAUGAAUACUUAGAGCUUCUAGAGAAACAGAGGCUUUACUUUAAAACAGUGAAAGAAUUUAAAGAGGAAUGUCGUAAGAAUGAAAUGCUGCUGUCCAAGUUGAAAGCUAGUUCUUCCUGAAGAUCUCCAGCUGGUGAAGUUGAUCUAUAUGAUUGUUCAGUCUAUACAUUAAAUCUUUUUUGUGAAGUGAAAGUUACAGCUGCAAUUGUAGACCUAUGUGUGUGUAUAUACACAUACACACAGCUGUAAAGUCUGGGAUUUUUUCCAGUAUGUACUCUUCUACAUUCCUUCAUGAAAUGGCUGUAUUAUUCAUUAUUGCCUCCACUACACAGUAAAGAGUUAAUGCAGUACAGCAAAACAGAAA
Molecule: messenger RNA, 2157 nt
Organism: Lagopus leucura (white-tailed ptarmigan)
Lineage: Eukaryota; Metazoa; Chordata; Aves; Galliformes; Phasianidae
Gene: CCDC93
Product: coiled-coil domain containing 93
Exons: 23
Coding region: 60-1913 (617 amino acids)
Biological process (GO): Golgi to plasma membrane transport
Source: RefSeq, a predicted model, not a curated record